CAAAAAUCAACAUGUCUAGCAAAAAGGCAAAGACAAAGACCACCAAGAAGCGCCCUCAGCGUGCCACUUCCAAUGUAUUUGCAAUGUUUGAUCAGUCACAGAUCCAAGAGUUCAAGGAGGCCUUCAACAUGAUUGACCAGAACAGGGAUGGCUUCAUUGACAAAGAGGACUUGCACGAUAUGCUCGCCUCCCUUGGAAAGAAUCCAACGGAUGAAUACCUAGAUGCCAUGAUGAAUGAGGCUCCAGGCCCCAUAAACUUCACAAUGUUCCUCACGAUGUUUGGUGAGAAGUUAAAUGGCACUGAUCCAGAAGACGUAAUCAGGAAUGCUUUUGCUUGCUUUGAUGAAGAAGCAACAGGGUUCAUCCAAGAAGACUACCUGCGAGAGCUGCUGACAACAAUGGGAGACAGGUUCACAGAUGAAGAGGUAGAUGAGCUGUACAGAGAGGCACCCAUCGACAAAAAGGGGAAUUUCAACUACAUUGAAUUCACGCGCAUCCUGAAACACGGAGCAAAAGACAAGGAUGACUGAGUAAAGCUCCUGAUACCUGCAGAUAGGUUUGUUUUUGUUUUUUUUCCCCCCAGUAAUUUUAUUUCUCAGGAUCUGUUUUUUCUUUUUUUCUUGCUGGGACCUUUUGCAUACAUUUUUAACAUUCCAGCUUUUUCCCCUGUGGACUCUGGGGCUGCUCAGGCACACCUGCAUCUGUGUAAUAAGACUGGAAAUGAGCAGGGAGAGAGGAUGGCUUACAGGGAUAGAGGUUUAGGGACAAAGAUCCAUGAGUGUGGACACCCAGGUAAAAAUGUCAGUGCUACUCAUCCUAGCUAG
Molecule: messenger RNA, 824 nt
Organism: Pterocles gutturalis (yellow-throated sandgrouse)
Lineage: Eukaryota; Metazoa; Chordata; Aves; Pterocliformes; Pteroclidae
Product: myosin regulatory light chain 2, smooth muscle minor isoform-like
Exons: 3
Coding region: 12-530 (172 amino acids)
Cellular component (GO): stress fiber; cytoplasm; myofibril
Molecular function (GO): calcium ion binding
Source: RefSeq, a predicted model, not a curated record